AGGUGACCGCUCGUGGAGAAGCUGGAGGCCGCACAGUGCUGCUUCAGACGCCGACCAGGAUGCACGCUCUGUGGCUGCUCGCGACGCUGUCCGCGCUGCUGUGUGGGACGGCGCAUGCGCAGUGGAACCUCCCGCCGAGACGAGUCGGCAUCGGAUCCUCUUGCACACUGAAUGAUGGAAGACAAGGUGUAUGUAAGAAGUUUGAACAGUGCCGAGAGGCCAUUGAGGAACUACGGAAGGGGAUCCAGCCUACAACCUGCUUCUUCGAUGGUUUUGUGGCUGUCCCAUGUUGUCCAGUGAAAGGACUGUCAACUCCGUCAACACCUGGAACUCCUCCCAGAGUGACAACACCAUCAAGACCCAUACCAACUCCAACACGACAGCCAACACAAGGACAGCCAUCUUCAUGCCACGAUCCUAUAGAAAACUGGUCACCAAGUCCUGCAGAGGAACGAUCACUACUUCAGCUUGCCCAGCAGAAGUGUGUUGAGUAUCGGCAACAUGUUUACCAAUUGGUGCCGGACCCAAUUCUCAUAGAUAAUCCGGGACUCCUCAACCUGUCAACAUGUGGUAUGGACAGAGAACCACUCAUUGUUGGAGGUGUUCCAGCUUCUCCACGAGAAUUUCCACAUAUGGCUGUUAUAGGGUACGGUGAUGGGAAGACAAGCUGGCAAUGUGGUGGAAGUCUUAUUAGUAGCAGACACAUCCUUACUGCUGCUCAUUGUGUGACAUCUCCUAGUGCGGGGUGUGCUAGGCGAGUACUUCUUGGAGCCUUGUUGUUGAAUGAAACAAAUACUAAUACAGAACCCCAGGAGUUUAAUAUUGUACGUCGGAUACGCCAUCCAAGAUACAAUCCGCCCAAACGCUAUAAUGACAUUGCCAUUUUUGAGCUUGACCGUGAUGUAUCGUUUACUGGUUUUGUAAGGCCUGCAUGUCUGUAUGACACUUUUGCCCCUCCAGCAUUUGAUAAGGGCAUUGCCACAGGAUUUGGUCGUCAGGAUUGGCUUGAUAGAGAAGGUAGCAAUGAGCUCAUGAAAGUGACAUUGCCAUUUCAACCCUUCUCUGAGUGCAAUGGGACAUAUAGAGCUAACUUCAGGCUUCCAAACGGCAUAGAUGAUAAUGGUAUGCUUUGUGCUGGUGAUCCAAAGGGAAGCAAGGAUACAUGUCAGGGCGAUUCAGGUGGACCACUGCAGGUACGAGACAUUGAACACUGCAUGUACAAGAUAAUUGGAGUCACAUCAUUUGGGAGUUCAGUAUGUGGAGCUGAAAAUACACCUGCAAUAUACACAAGGGUUUCCAGUUAUGUUCCAUGGAUAGCAAAGAUUGUUUGGACUUGAUUAGUUUUAACUUUUGUACUGCUAAUUCAUUGUAAAAAAACUCAUCACAUAUGAAAGAAAACCUAAUAUUUUAUUAUUUGUUUCAUGUAAUAUGUAUUUAAGUGUAAAGUUAGUUUUUCAAAAGACUGAAUAUCAGUUGAUUAUUGCUCAAAUGUGAAUCCAUGUCAUGUAGAAUCAUUGUUAAGUAAUAUGAUGAAACUUCCUAGCAAAUUAAAGCUGUGUAUCAGAUUGACACUCCAACUUGGAACCUUGCCUUUCACAAACAGUGUUCUUGGAGGUAGACACUGGUAGAAAUAGAGCUGUAGGCUUGGGUCACCAGUCAUGACUGGACAGCUCAGUUGGCCAGAGAACUGCCCAGGAAACGCCAGGUUUCAAAUUAAAGCCCCAAUUCAGCAUGCAGUUUCAAUCUUUCAGGAAGUGUUAAAACAGUACACACUCUGUUGCAGAGUGAAAUAUUGUUUCUGGAAGGCAUGUAUAAUUUUUAUUGACUUGGUGCAAAAAACAAAGUUAUGAUUAAUUCUUCUUAGGCCAACACCUGCGUAAAGUUUUUCAUGCACUAUAACAGCUUGAGUCUUUUUACUUAUCACUUUCAUUGGUGUAUAUGUG
Messenger RNA from Schistocerca cancellata (South American locust), 1943 nucleotides. RefSeq names its product serine protease snake-like. NCBI's taxonomy places the organism in Eukaryota, Metazoa, Arthropoda, Insecta, Orthoptera, Acrididae. The transcript has 7 exons. Bases 60 to 1337 code for a protein of 425 amino acids. The record is from RefSeq and is a predicted model, not a curated record. Gene Ontology annotation, molecular function: serine-type endopeptidase activity. Gene Ontology annotation, biological process: proteolysis.